This is a messenger RNA of Gasterosteus aculeatus aculeatus (three-spined stickleback), 2510 nucleotides long. RefSeq names its product myeloid-associated differentiation marker-like protein 2. Gene Ontology annotation, cellular component: membrane. Lineage: Eukaryota; Metazoa; Chordata; Actinopteri; Perciformes; Gasterosteidae. The record is from RefSeq and is a predicted model, not a curated record.
CCCCCCCCCCCCGCCCCAAAGUGCGAGAAGCCGGGCGGUGUUCAGUCAAACUCUCGAGCUGCGGUCUGUGUCAUCGACCCAUUGCUAACGUUAGCUAAUUCUUCCCAAACAACGGCUUCGAGACGAAUAGAAAAUAAAUAGCCCAGGAAAAUGAAAUUAUCAUUACAACUAAAUACAGUUCCAGCAGGGCGACGGCUUCCUCCAGAGUUAUUUUGUAAACGUCUACGGCUUUAAAGGGAGAGGAGUAAACACAUAUUGUUUGAAAUGUUGGAUGCUGGCAGCCCAACUGACAGUUGACAACAACUUCCCCUUUGUGCUUUCUCUUUAUCGCCCCUGGAAACAAGAGUCAACGAAACAAACGGACCCGCUGAAUGACGUGUCGUUCCAAAAUAUUGUAAAAGUAACACAUCGUAAACAAAAUGGUUUACAAAACUCUUCUGUAUUCUUAAUGUUUCUACGGUUUAUUUGUUUUAACACGAAAUUACAAACAGAGAAACUCACACUAGCCGUUAGCAUGACAUAGUGUUACCAAGAAGUCCGUCCGUGUGGAAACGUGAUUUUUAGACACGAAGCGUGAAUGUAGGAACUCUGCUUCCCUCUUGAGGCAAACAGAAAAUACAAACAAGGUUAGAUUUAAGGUUUGUGGAGCAAAAAAAGCUUUUAUUUCUUACGACUGUAAUAUUUGACAACAUUAACCCAAAGUGCCUCGAGAAGGUUAUUUCCUCACUGUAAACUAAAAUACUCCACUUAACAGUUAGAUUACGGAGCUUCUGCGGUGAGUCUGGAUUCCCUUAAGGAACAUUUCUCACAUUCAAACUCCUAUAAACCGAAAAUACUCGGUCAGCAUUAACGAACACACAAUAGUGUUUAUUCACACCAGUGAAAUGGCGUUUCUCAGUAAGCGAUGGGCACAGCGCAGGUCAAUAAAGCGCUCAGGGAACCAUUGGAGAUGGGCUGUUGCUUUGACCCCUCCUCACUGAGGCCUGCGUCCUUCCACGUCCCAGGCACAACCAAAUUUCAUUUGGGAUAUUUCUUAUCUGCCGCAGGAGACAUUUAUGACUGCACACCGUUGGUUUAAUGAAUAUCAUGCAAAGCAGAAGGGCAACGUGAAGAGUGGAGGCAGUAGAGCCACAGAAAACACACCUCAACUGCAGUUUGUAGCUGCUUUCUGUGCAGGAAUAACACUCCACCUGCUCUCCAGCUCAUUGAAAGAGAUGGGAGUAAUUGGUGACAUUAAGGACACCGUGUCCAAGGCGGUGUUCACUCCUUCUAGUCUGCUAUCCGGCCGAGGCGGGCUGCACAUGGCCCAGAUGCUUCUGUCCGUGGUCACCUUCGUCUUGGGUGCCUUGAGAGGAGGGAGCAGUCAUACCUACUGGAACUAUGCCAUGUUCACCUGGGCCUUCUGCCCCAUCAUGACCCUCGUCAUCACCAUCAUUGAGAUGUUCAAGCUGGAUAUCGUACUCAAUAUGUUUUGCAUGGACUGGUCGGACUUCACCACCGGGAUGGCCAUGUCCUCCGCGCUGAUGACCGUCUCCGUCGCCAUCACCUACGCCAACUUCUACGUCUGCCGGACAUGCCUGUACGGCUGGAUAGUGAGCAUCUCUGCCUUCUUGUGCGCCCUCGUCUACACGCUGGAGGUGGUGAAGGACAAAUUCCUGGACAAGAAGAAAGGGAGCUACCUGGCGGCUCUGCCUGGAUUCUGGAAGGUCAUGGAGGCCUUUGUGAGCUGCAUGAUUUUUAUAUCGCUGACUGGAUACCGAGACAAGCCCGCUCUGAUCCUGUGCGUCAUUGCAUACGCCAUUCCUUUUCCCAUCCUGCCUCUGAUCAUCGCCACCAACAUCCUGAAGAAACUCAAGACGUGUUUGCCCUUUAACCUGGACCGGUUUGUGUUCAUAUUUCUGGUGAUCUCUGUUGUGCUGUAUAUAUUUGCUGCUAUCAUGUGGCCCAUAUUUAUGUUCAGGAACAACCCUCGACCCAGUGAGUGUCCCCCCAGCUUCUGUAUCUGGGCCAUUCAGUUUAUGGUCGCUUUUUUUACAUACGUGAAUCUAAUUCUUUUCACACUGGAUCUCAUUUUUACCCUAUUGGGUAUCUUUAACUUUAAACGGACAUAGCGGUGGAGAUUGUCUCAUGGUGCUUUUUGGAAAGAGGCAGAUAAACCGGAAAGGGGGGAGAAAGAGAAGCUAAGCGCCGCGGUUUGGAUCUAAAUUCACCCUCCCGGUUUGAAAUUAAGCUUGGUCCUGAGUUAGUGUUCAUGGCCGUUUUCUGCCUUAAUAUAAUGGUUGAAACACACUUAUUGUCAGUCGCUUUGGAUAAAAGCCUCAGCUAAAUGACAUGUAAUGUAAUGUCACAAGAUCACAUUUAUGGAUUUUGGCUUUCAUCAUCAAUUUUGAUCACUGCCAGAGCUAAAAGUUAACUCGCUUAUACCAGAAUUUUUAACAAUAAUUUGGUGGGUAUUGUCCAGCUAAAUAGAUAUUCAAUGUAAAGUUUGUUGUGUGAUGUACAAUUAAACC